This is a messenger RNA of Trematomus bernacchii (emerald rockcod), 4673 nucleotides long. RefSeq names its product leucine-rich repeat and fibronectin type III domain-containing protein 1-like protein. NCBI's taxonomy places the organism in Eukaryota, Metazoa, Chordata, Actinopteri, Perciformes, Nototheniidae. The coding region runs from base 266 to 2305 and encodes 679 amino acids. The record is from RefSeq and is a predicted model, not a curated record. Gene Ontology annotation, molecular function: protein binding. The transcript has 11 exons.
GUAAAUUAUCUGUCCAGGAGGAGGAUGAUUUAACAUAUUAUUUGCUCCAGAGCUCUUCACCUGCCUUUACAAGAGAAGGGGAGAACGGAGGAGAAACCGCCUGUACCUAACCGGCGAGGAGGAGAGAGAGGCACGCAGGUCUUUGGAUCUAUAUCCCCGGGCCAUCUUUUCAGUGCAUCUACCAGUCACAACUAUGUAUCUUCAUGUUGAGUCCUAAUAAAUCACAGCAGACCUCAUAGAGUUGCCCUGCUCCCAGUGGAGGAUAAUGGAACGGCUGUGGUUCUCUUUGCUGUUGCUGGCAGCAGCAUGCAGGGGACAGCCGUGUCCGAAACGCUGUAUGUGCCAGAGCCUUUCUCCAUCGCUCGCUAUCCUCUGCUCCAAGACAGGCCUGCUGUUUGUUCCUGCUGCUAUUGACCGGCGCACCGUGGAGCUACGGCUCCAAGAAAACUUUAUUACAGCUGUCCGAAGAAAGGACUUUGCCAACAUGACCAGCCUGCUACAUCUGACCCUGUCGAGAAACACCAUCAGUCAGAUCCUCCCUUCAGCUUUCAGUGACUUGCGACGACUGAGAGCACUCCAUCUAGACUCUAACAGAUUAACUGUUAUCAAGGAUGACCAUUUCAAAGGCCUGACCAACCUCCGUCACCUGAUCCUCGCCAGCAACCAGAUUCACUCCAUAUCUGCUCAUGCCUUUGAUGACUUCCUGUCCACACUGGAGGAUCUCGACCUCAGCUACAAUAAUCUUGCCGAGACACCUUGGGACAUGAUCGGGCGCCUCACCAAUGUCAAUACCCUAAAUAUGGAUCACAACCUCAUAGAACAUGUUCCCCAAGGUGUAUUCACAAACCUACACAAGCUAGCCAGGCUAGACAUGACAUCCAACAAGCUGAAGAAAAUUCCCCCGGACCCUUUGUUCCUGAGAAUUCCAGUUUAUGCUAAGUCCAAAGGCUCCCCCCUCACCUCCCUGGUGUUAAGUUUUGGUGGCAACCCCCUUCACUGUAACUGUGAACUUCUGUGGUUGAGAAGACUGACCAGAGAAGACGACCUUGAGACAUGCGCUUCUCCCCCUGACCUCAGUGCCAAGUACUUCUGGACCAUUCCUGAAGAGGAGUUUAUUUGUGACCCACCAGUUUUGACCCGUAAGUCGCCACAUACAGUGUCUAUGGAAGGCCAACAUGCAAGUUUAAAGUGCAAAGCGAAUGGUGAUCCAGAGCCUGAAGUUCACUGGAUCAGCCCUGAAGGGCGACUCAUAUCUAAUGGCACCAGAACGUUGGUUUUCCCUAAUGGAAGCCUGGAGAUUAAUGUAACAGUCCUAAAGGAUUCAGGUAACUUCACCUGCAUUGCCUCAAACGCAGCAGGUGAAUCAACGGGCAGGGUGGAGCUUGUUGUGACGGCAGUGCCCCACCUGGCAAACAGCACGAGCCGCAGCCGAGACCCGUCCUCUGAACCGGCCCCGUCUGACAUCCUAACCUCCUCUAAGGUUGCCCUGCCUAACAACGAGACACGAGGGGCCGACCGGAGGGUCUCAUUGGUGGAACUGACAGGAAACUCUGCCCUCAUUAGAUGGAGCAGUCAGACACCUGCAACUGGAGUCAGGAUGUUCCAGGUCCAGUACAACAGCUCUGGAGAUGACACACUUGUUUACAGGAUGAUUCCGUCCAGCAGCAACGACUUCCUGGUUCGGGACCUCGCCCCCGGACGCAACUACGAUCUCUGUGUCCUUUCCGUGUUUGAGGAUGUCGUCACAUCACUGACUGCAACGCGUCCUUUGGGCUGUCUUUCGUUCACCACGGACACAGAGUUCAGUCAGUGCCAAGCAUUGCACAGCCACUUCCUGGGUGGCACUAUGAUCAUCAUCAUUGGAGGGAUUAUUGUUGCAUCUGUGCUGGUUUUUAUUAUCAUCUUAAUGAUAAGAUACAAGGUUUACAGCAACCAAGGGGCAGGCCCCGGAAAAGCAGCCAUCGCAGAGACUGUACCAAGACCUCAGAGCAAUGGUCAAGGAGGAGGCGCACAGGUCCAAGUCCUCCCUCACUCUGCCUCAAAAAUGCCUGACAGUCAGGACGACCAAGCGAUGGCGCCCUCCAGGGCCAUGUCGCCUAGCAACACUCUGAGAGACACUGUGGCAUUGGUCGAGGAGGCGAGCAGUGGACGGAGCAUAAUGACAAGGACUGACUCCUUGGCCAAUGACGAGUUCCUCUCGCCCACCAAGUCCCGCUUCUCCUCCAGGGUCGCCAUUGAGAUGAAAAGCAGGCCGCCAUCUGUCGCCAAAGAGCCCACCUCCCCCAAGGAACCUGCAGAACCCUGAUGAUGUUGUUCUGAGUGGCAGAAUUGGAGAACGUCACCACCAGGGAGAAGCUGGUGAAAACAGAAGAAAAAAAGGCCCUAUAGCCCCCCUCCCGUAUCUCCUGUUUACUGUGCCCAUUUCUUUGUUUCCAUAAGUACCAUGGGGUCAUAGACCUGUACUGUCUGGUUUACUUUUUGCUGAUUUUGGUUCUCAUGUCUGAAUUGGACAAUCGUAUCAAGGCCCGCUGUCUAUUUGCCUGCCGAUUCGCCUCUUGCUACAGGAUCCGGCUGGCAGUGUGAUCAUCAUUAAUCAGUUUUGAAUGGAACGGCACGCACUGAAUGCUGAAUUUUCCACUUGAAUCAUUUGUAUCAGUGUGAAAGUGGAUACAAUGGGCGUAGAUAAUUUCAAAAGAAAACAAAAAAAAUACUUGUGUUUUGACAUGAUUAUGGACGGAAAAUAUGAAUGAACUUCUCCCCAUCUGGAGCAGCAUCAACAUGCACGGACAGACACCCAACAGAUGGUAAAAACAGACUGAGAAUGUAUGGCUAAACAGUAAAAGUUGGAUGCAUAGAUAAUCGCACACAACCUGGAUAUACAAUAUGUUAGACUGCACAAACAGAACGCAAUUAAUAUCACACAAAUGGAUCCUGUUUUGGAUAUGAACAUUAAAACAAUAUCAGCGCACUCUUUCUGCACAUAAGGAACUCUCAACAUGGCUGGCUGUAGAUGGCUCAACUUUUGUAUUCCAUGUGAAAUAAUGGAAUAAUGAAAACUGAACUGUGCUGGGCUGAUCCGAACUACACUGAACUGGAGCUGGAUUUGAACCUUGACUAAAUCCUGUUAUCAAUCAGCAGUCUGUUUCUGGAAAUCAGUAUAUAACAAAAACCUGAACUGAAGUGGAUCCAGAUCUAGAAAUGUACACUGGUCAAGGAUUUGGACUGUGCAUUGAUCUACAGUAGAAAAAAACUUGACUAGACUGGCCUGUUAUCUAUUAGUCUAGUCUGUGUAUUCUACUGCUCUGUUCUAAUGUCUGCCGCUAUCCACUGGAAGUGACAGACGAGGACCUUGUGGAACUUGACCAGCCUUUCUAGCGUCUCUCCAGGCCCAUUUACACAGACCCAGUGAUCAGGAGGAAAGCCACAUGUCUGAAGUCAAAACGGAAACGGAUGAACAGAUUAGAAAUCAAAAUAAUAAAGUAGCGGGGGAAUCAGUUAGCCAAAUUGUGUGAAUUUCCGAUUUCAUCAUCAUUAAACUUCAUUGUCAAUAAGUAUGUUUACAGAUCCAGAGUAGGUUUAAUUUGGUUUCGCUGGUCCGGUCUACAAGCUUAAACCAGUUUGAUUUGAUGCCAACUGGACGAGACUGCAUUUGUACUGUAUUAUGACAUGUUCUGGCAAAUUCAUAAAUAAGCCACGGAGCUUCAUCAGCCCCACAGUGUAAAUCCAAUUUGCAUUAGUAAUAAGCAAUAUGAAAGUGUGAUUAAAAUAAUAUUGUGUUUGACAAAGAGCUACUGUCUGACGGACAGUUCUCAAUUAACUGCAUAGCUGAGAAAGUCUGCAACAAGAAGGAGAUCAAAUUGUAGUUUCAUUAGGGGUUGGAGGAGUCAUUAGGAGCCGCUGAGUAAAGAACAAAUCAAUCUGUUCAGUGAUUGGCUUAAUAUCAAACCGGUUUGAAUUUUUUUUAUACCGGGCUAUGCCUAGUCUAGAGAUCUACAUUGAAAAUCGAAUCAGCCUACUUUAUCAAGAAGAAAAAUGCUGUAUGACUGUAUAUGAACUGCAUUGUUAACAUCAUGGUAGUAGUCAUCCAGGCCUUCUGCACAUCUUCAUAAUCACAAUCCUCUUCAUCACCAUGGAGCGCGGCUACGUGCACACAGCAUGGCGCAUAACACAUCUCACUUCAUGUUAUUUUGGAAAGAGUGACAUCUUCGUACUGUAUGUGUCUGACGAAUCCUUUUAUGAUAAUCAUCAGAACAAAACAUGUGCUCUGUAAUAGCAUCUCUGUCAUGAUUGCCAUGCUUUGGCUCUGACAUCACGCUGGUUAUUGUAAAUGGGGUCUGUGGUACACAGAUGCCAUCUCAGAUAUGUGUUUUUCCAGAUGUGUGUGCACAGGUUGUUAUCAUUCUCAUCAUGAUUGUUACAGUUCCUUGCAGAGAUGUAAGUUGGUUGAAGAGCCAAUAGACAGAGAACCUCGAAAACCGUUUGACCCAUCUCAGAAGACACAUCCCAAAAAAAGCAGAUAAAAAUAAAAACGUCUUCACUUUUCUCCCUUCUGUGCUCUCCUCACUUUUUCUUUGGGCUUUACCUUUUGUAUGUGUACAUAAAGCAAUUUCAAAUCUUAUAGUUUUGUACAUGUAAUUUUUAUGGUGUGUGGAAUUUUUUAAUAAAAUAAAACA